Messenger RNA from Orussus abietinus, 1633 nucleotides. RefSeq names its product 40S ribosomal protein SA (gene sta). The coding region runs from base 116 to 1060 and encodes 314 amino acids. Gene Ontology annotation, biological process: cytoplasmic translation; ribosomal small subunit assembly. The transcript has 7 exons. Lineage: Eukaryota; Metazoa; Arthropoda; Insecta; Hymenoptera; Orussidae. The record is from RefSeq and is a predicted model, not a curated record. Gene Ontology annotation, cellular component: 90S preribosome; ribosome; cytosolic small ribosomal subunit. Gene Ontology annotation, molecular function: structural constituent of ribosome.
AGUCACCUCGCUCUCGACCAAUCAGGAGCCGCGUAGCCGACAAGAGGAACUUCCUUUCCUGCUGAAGAAAUCUCCGAGUGGCAUCGUUCCGCGUUAACUCUACGAUAGCUUCAAGAUGUCCGGAGGGCUGGAUGCAUUGGCCCUCAAAGAGGACGAUGUUACAAAGAUGUUGGCCGCGUGCACCCAUCUAGGCAGUGAGAAUGUCAAUUUCCAGAUGGAACAAUAUGUGUACAAGCGCCGCGUCGAGGGAGCGGCUGUAAAUAUCAUCAACUUGCGUCGGACUUGGGAAAAGCUGCUGCUCGCUGCGCGUGCCAUCGUGGCAAUCGAACACCCCAGCGAGGUGUUCGUCAUCAGCGGUAGACCUUACAGUCAAAGGGCUGUAUUAAAGUUCGCGACACACACAGGAGCUACGCCUAUCGCCGGUCGGUUCACGCCUGGUGCAUUCACCAAUCAGAUUCAGGCUGCCUUCCGUGAACCUCGCCUGCUUGUCGUGACUGACCCAGUAACCGAUCAUCAACCGAUCACCGAAGCCAGUUAUGUUAAUAUACCUGUUAUUGCAUUCUGCAAUACCGACUCUCCGCUUCGGUUUGUUGAUAUUGCUAUUCCAUGCAAUAUCAAAAGUCCCCACAGCGUUGGUCUCAUGUGGUGGCUCUUGGCACGCGAAGUACUGCGUCUUCGAGGUGUCAUACAAAGGGAAACCAAGUGGGAUGUUGUCGUAGACCUCUUCUUCUACAGAGAUCCUGAAGAGGCUGAAAAGGAAGAGCAGACGGCCAAGGAGAUCGCGCCUCCGCCAAAGGAGUUUACACCGGCAGAGCCUACACCAGCUGCUGAACCCAACUGGGCAAAUGAAGUACCAGCUGCUGCACCAGCUGAAAAUUGGGCCGAUGAAAUUGCAACUCCAGCUGCACCUGUGGUUCCUCCGCCUGCAGCAGCAGUGCCGCCUGCUACCUUCGCAACCAAUGGAGAUUGGUCGGCUCAUGUACAAGAGGAAUGGUCAAGUACGCCAGCCACUACCACUGCUCCAACCUGGGGAGGUGCUGCCAACGGCGAGUGGCAAUGAACCGUCAAAUUUGUUCGGGCCGCGGGUCGCUUGCCGGAGGAUUCCGCUGAACAGAGAUAACGGGCACGGAAGCGAAAACCAGGAAAAGAAAAAGAUGGAAAAAAAUAAAGAAGAUAGAAGAAAGUGAAGAAAAGCCAAACGAGAAAUCAGGAGAGACCCUCUGGGAAGCAACCCGCGCUCCACACGUCAGAAUCGCCCGAAUUAUAAUCCUUGCAUUAUUGUAACUUGUCAAAAAUAUAAAUAUAUAUAUAUGUAUGUAUGUAUAUAUUUAUAUGUACCGCCUCGGGUUCUAUAGCCAGCCCUACUGUUGGUUCGCUUUGUGCUGCGUCGAGAGGAGAGGAAAAAAAAAGAAAUAAGAAAAGCAGAACGGGAGUUAACCGAAAAGGCCCGACUCCCUGAUUCUCGAAUCUAGGCGAGAAUUCUCGCACGCUCGAUUCCCGGAACUCUUCGCACGAUUCCUGGAAAAGAGGAAGAAAUCGAAAACUCUUCUCAAUAACGAUUCCAGUCGGCAGAAACCAACUAAUGGGCCAGCACAGACAUAAACGAUUUUUAACCUGCACGAGAAAUCCGGCG